AUGUCUUUAGCCAAGCAAGUUCCUUUCGGUAAUACAGGUAUCAAGAUAUCACCAAUCAUCAUUGGUUGUAUGUCUUAUGGUACUAAGUUCUGGUCUGAAUGGGUCGAAGAAGAUAAGGAAAAGGUUUUUACCAUUCUUAAACAUUGUUACGAUAGUGGUUUGCGUACAUUUGAUACUGCUGAUGUCUAUUCCAACGGUAUGAGUGAAAGAUUAGUUGGUGAAUUCUUAAAAAAGUACAAUAUUAGAAGGGAGACUGUCAUUAUUAUGACUAAAGUUUUUUUCGCUACUGACGAAGCUCUACCUCUUUCUGCUGACAGAGCUAAUAGAGAUGCUUCUAUUCAAUUGGAUUUAGUUAAUAGUGAAGGUUUAUCACGUAAACAUAUUUUAGAUGCAGUUAAGAAUUCAGUUGAGAGAUUGGGAACUUACAUUGAUGUUCUCCAAAUCCAUAGAUUUGAUCCUCAUACUCCAAUUAAGGAGACCAUGAGAGCCUUAAAUUACGUUGUAGAAAGCGGUGAUGUCAGGUACAUAGGGGCUUCAUCUAUGUUACCUACUCAGUUUGUUGAGAUGCAAUUAACCGCAGACAAAUAUAACUGGCACCAAUUUGUUAACGUCCAAUCAUGUUAUAAUUUGUUAUAUAGAGAAGACGAAAGAGACUUGAACCAAUUCUGUAAGAAGCAUAACAUUGCCUUGACUCCAUGGUCUCCCCUACAACGUGGUGUUCUAACAAGACCAGUUAACAACACAAAUACCACUAGAUUUAAGGCCGAUAGAUUAAUUGAAGUCAGACAUUUGGAUACUUUAGAAGACAAUGAAGUUCAAAUAGUUAACCGUGUUGAAGAAUUAUCUAAAAGGAAGAAUGUCACUAUGGCUGCAAUCGCGACUGCUUGGUCCAUUGCUAAGGGUUGUACACCUAUUUUAGGGUUAAGUUCCACUGAAAGAGUAGAUGAUGCGUUACAGGCUUUAAACGUUAAGUUGUCUUCUGAAGAUAUUGACUACUUAGAAGAACCAUACAAACCAAAAAACUUUAUGUUUUAA
This is a messenger RNA of Maudiozyma saulgeensis, 1035 nucleotides long. The record is from the annotation of a GenBank genome assembly. NCBI's taxonomy places the organism in Eukaryota, Fungi, Ascomycota, Saccharomycetes, Saccharomycetales, Saccharomycetaceae.